CAGAAACGGGCGGUGCAUCAUCACCAACAUCAUCACCCCCACGACCACCAUCACCCUCACACUGGACCUGCAAAAGAUCCAGCCGUGAAUAAGAGACUCCCCCAUCGGACUCCGCAUUUUUAGCACCAACACACCAUCGGAUCCGCUGGAAAUGGCAGGGAUUCUGGCGUGGUUCUGGAACGAGCGCUUCUGGCUCCCGCAUAAUGUAACCUGGGCUGACUUGAAAAACACAGACGAUUCAACCUUUCCCCAAGCCGAGGAUCUCUAUCUGGCGUGUCCUUUAGCAUUCUGCAUGUUUAUGAUCCGACUGGUCUUUGAGAGGUUUAUUGCGAGGCCGUGUGCGCUGGGUUUGAAAAUCCAGGCCAAUGGACCGCAGAAAGCUCAGCCCAAUGCAAUUCUGGAGAAGGUCUUCACUGCCAUCACCAAGCACCCCGAUGAGAAGCGGUUAGAGGGUUUGUCCAAGCAGCUGGACUGGGACGUGAGGACAAUCCAACGCUGGUUCAGACAGAGACGCAACCAGGAGAAACCCAGCACACUGGCACGCUUCUGUGAGAGCAUGUGGAGGUUCACGUUUUACCUGUACAUAUUUACGUAUGGUGUACGCUUCCUGAAGAAGAGCCCGUGGCUGUGGAACACCAGAGAGUGCUGGUACAACUACCCCUAUCAGCCAUUAACAGUGGAUCUACAUUACUACUAUGUACUGGAGCUAUCCUUCUACCUGUCGCUGCUCUUCUCACAGUUCACAGACAUCAGAAGAAAGGAUUUUGUGCUGAUGUUUGUGCAUCACGUGUCCACCAUCUCUCUGCUCAGCUUCUCCUAUGUGAAUAAUAUGGCUCGAGUGGGAACACUGGUCCUGUGUCUGCACGACGCCGCCGACGUCCUGCUCGAGGCUGCUAAGAUGGCGAACUAUGUGAAGUGUCAGCGUCUCUGCCCGCUGCUCUUCGUCAUGUUCGCGCUGGUCUUCAUGGGCUCCAGACUGGCACUUUAUCCUGUGUGGAUCUUGAACACCACAGUGUUUGAGAGCUGGGAGAUCGUGGGCCCGUACCCAUCCUGGUGGCUCUUCAAUGGGCUGCUCGUCCUUCUUCAGGCCCUGCACACCUUCUGGUCAUAUCUAAUAGUGCGCAUCGCCUGCCGGGCCAUUUCCAGAGGAAAGGCGGGAAAAUGGAAUCCUUUACAUGUGUCAAAGGACGACCGCAGUGACAUUGAGUCGAGCUCUGAUGAAGACGAGCUUCAUCCUCCGCCGCAGAAACAUCACACUAACGGGACCAACGGGGCCCACGGCACCAACGGCUACCUGUCCUCGUCCCCGUGUCCAGACGAACACUAACUAGCCGGACGUUUCCCGGCUCCCAGCUGCAUCACCUCCGUUGUGUCAAAUCAUGUAUGAACAUUACCAGGCCCGUACUGGAACUUCUCAAUAAUGUGAAUGCGGUUUGUUUUCGGUCGGUCGCUUUUUUCCACGGUUUCCCCCCUGAUGUUUUGUGUUCCGUUCGUUCGCUUUUGUUUUUGUGGACAUUUGUUAUGGAAGCACCUUUUAGAUUCAGCGCGGCUCACUCUUUUGGUUUCGAGCAGAUGAAUGAAAGCGUUAUUUCUUUCAUAAUCACGUGAGCAUGCUCCUGCUGCUGCUGCGGUCAUGUGUUCUGGCAUCAUGGGAAUAGUAGUUUUCUUGGAUUCGUGUCUUUUUGUAUAUUUAUUUAUUUUUUUGUAUCUUUAAAAACUGUGCUGCUUUCUUUUUAUUUUUGAAACAUAAACUCCAUGAUAAGACAACGGUGCUGGAGCCGGUGCUCAAUCUGUGUGUUUACACUAAAGAAGAAGCUUUGGUUUAAAGUCACUGGUCUAAAUCCUGUGCUAUGCAGGCACAACAUAUGAAUGUGAAAUAUCAUGCAGUUGCAUUCAGAAGGAAUAUGCAAUUCCAAAUGCAAACUUUAAGACAAAAUCUCUGGGUGUGUUCACGUUUAACAAGCUUGGUUAAAAAAAAUAACUAUGGUGCAUUUGCUGUGCUCAUGUGGUUCAUUUGAUAAAAUUGUUAACCAGUCACUCCAGGAUUUUGUGACUCCAA
Danio aesculapii is the source of this 2059-nucleotide messenger RNA. It is a transcript of the gene cers6, whose product is annotated as ceramide synthase 6. Bases 152 to 1327 code for a protein of 391 amino acids. The transcript has 11 exons. The record is from RefSeq and is a predicted model, not a curated record. Lineage: Eukaryota; Metazoa; Chordata; Actinopteri; Cypriniformes; Danionidae. Gene Ontology annotation, biological process: ceramide biosynthetic process. Gene Ontology annotation, cellular component: membrane. Gene Ontology annotation, molecular function: DNA binding; sphingosine N-acyltransferase activity.